GAAAAUAAAAUGGGAAACCACUCCAAAAUCACACAAUUCAUUUUGGAAGGAUUCUCAGGUCCUGUAGAGCUACAGCUGGGUUUGUUUUUUCUUUUCAUGCUGCUGUACAUCAUAACGUUGAUGGGGAAUAUUGGAAUGAUCAUUAUUAUUACUCUUGAUCCUCAACUCCAAAGUCCUAUGUAUUUCUUUCUGAAGAAUUUAUCUUUCUUAGAUAUCUGCUAUUCCUCAGUUAUAACUCCCAGAGCCAUGGUGAGCUUUGCAACAGGGGAUAAAGGCAUUUACUAUAAUGCAUGUGCCAUACAAAUGUUCUGUUUCUCUCUUUUUGGAACAACUGAAUGUUUCUUCCUAGCUGUGAUGGCAUAUGAUCGAUUUGCUGCCAUCUGCAAUCCCCUGCUUUAUAACAUCACCAUGUCUAGGAAAACCUGUAUACUUCAAAUAAUUGUUUGUUAUUUUUUUGGCUUCAUCAACUGUUGCACACAGACAAGCCUUACUUUCAGCUUAUCCUAUUGUGAACCAGGGAAAAUUAACCAGUUCUUCUGUGAUGUUCUAGCUGUAAUGGAAGCAGCUUGCUCAGACACUUUUGUAAAUGAGAUUGUGCUUCUAGUAUUGUGUGGGUUUAUCAUAAUGAUAACAUCCACCAUAGUUUUGAUUUCCUAUGUCUAUAUUGUGGCCACAAUUCUCCACAUGGCUUCUGCAGAGGGGAGACGCAAAGCUUUUUCAACCUGUACUUCUCAUAUCAUGGCUGUUACCUUGUUCUUUGGAACAGCUUUCUUCAUGUAUGGUCAGCCUGGAGCAAUGGCUUCUCUGAAUCAAGGCAAAAUCGUUUCUAUUUUUUAUACUGUUGUAAUUCCUAUGUUGAAUCCAUUAAUCUACAGCCUAAGGAACAAGGAGGUCAAAGAUGCAUUGGGCAGACAGCUAAAAAAGAUGACUUUCUUCAAAUGA
Pseudonaja textilis is the source of this 942-nucleotide messenger RNA. Its product is annotated as olfactory receptor OR9H1-like. The record is from RefSeq and is a predicted model, not a curated record. Gene Ontology annotation, molecular function: G protein-coupled receptor activity; olfactory receptor activity. Gene Ontology annotation, biological process: G protein-coupled receptor signaling pathway. Gene Ontology annotation, cellular component: membrane. NCBI's taxonomy places the organism in Eukaryota, Metazoa, Chordata, Lepidosauria, Squamata, Elapidae.